AUGUCCUCCAGGACAAACAUGAAAAUCCAGCGCAAUUCCCAGAGUGCCUUACAAAAGCGCUCUUACAAUAUGCCAAACCUGGAUCCUCAGACUCCAUUCAGAAAACAACUCCUUGUGACCUGCUUCUCCCAGAGUUUCCCAAACAUUAGGUCCAAACUUGAACAUCUAGAGAAAGGGCCGCUGACUCCACAGGUAGAAGUCUUAUCUGUGGCCUGCAAGGCAGGAGUUUCCCCUCUACACAGGGCGGCCAGUGUGGGCGAUGUGGCUUCUGUUGAAAGACUCAUCAACUUCAAUCAGAUGCCACUGCAUUACGCCUGUGCCCACAACCACCCAGCUGUGGUGAUAUUGUUAUUAUCCAACUUUGCAGGCAUUAGUAUCCAGGAUGAUGAAGGCUACACACCCUUGAUUAAGGAAGCCACCCAGAGGGACAACGUGGAGUGUGUUUCUAUCUUCCUGAUUCAGGGUGCUGGUGCCCACGCAGUAGAUUUCAGUGGGGAUACAGCCCUGCACCGUGCCAUUUCCAGAGAUAGUACAACAAUUGCCUGCAACCUGCUUGAAUACAAUGCAAAUAUUGAAGCCACAAAAAAGUGAAGGAACAGCUGCAAAAGAUCCAGAGGAGAUGAAGAAAAAGCAUGCCAGCUUCAACAAAGGUAAGAAUUACUCCAUCUGCUCCUACCUUCCCUAAAGAAAACAAGGAAAAGAUUUUAGAUCCCCAAACAGGAGUUGAGGAAAUCAAGUAUAAAUGCAUUUCUGUUGUUUUCAAAUAUUCUAGAAAGCCAGAAUUAAGAAACUAUUUCUAAGCACUUUCAACUGUGAAAAUAUAUGGUCAAAACAUUGCUUAAUUUGUUUUAAUGCUGAUAUCUGUACUGCCUUUGAAUAAAAAAAGAAAA
Microtus ochrogaster (prairie vole) is the source of this 890-nucleotide messenger RNA. RefSeq names its product ankyrin repeat domain-containing protein 26-like. The record is from RefSeq and is a predicted model, not a curated record. The coding region runs from base 1 to 591 and encodes 196 amino acids. The transcript is spliced from 5 exons. NCBI's taxonomy places the organism in Eukaryota, Metazoa, Chordata, Mammalia, Rodentia, Cricetidae. Gene Ontology annotation, molecular function: protein binding.